Molecule: messenger RNA, 894 nt
Organism: Papaver somniferum (opium poppy)
Lineage: Eukaryota; Viridiplantae; Streptophyta; Magnoliopsida; Ranunculales; Papaveraceae
Exons: 2
Coding region: 1-894 (297 amino acids)
Source: RefSeq, a predicted model, not a curated record
AUGGUUAGUAAGAAAGGUGUGGCUCCAACACACCUUCUCUUUGCGGAUGAUAUUCUUGUUUUCUGCAGAGGUAUUCUUCAUAGUUUGCAAAAUUUGAAGACUAUGCUUAGUGUCUAUGAGAAGGCUUCAUGCCAGUGCGUAAAUUAUGUGAAGAGCAAAUUUUAUUACGGCGGUGGCACUUAUUCUCGGAGUAUUGCUAUUGCUAAUUAUUUGGGCAUAGAAAGAUAUUUAUUUCCGGAUAAAUAUCUGGGAAUUCAAUUGAAGCCUGGCAGGUGCGGAACAUUCAUGUCAGGCAGGUGGUUGAAAAGAUUAUGGGCAAGUUGGAUGGUUGGAAGGGUUGAGAGGGCCAUUAGGAAUUUUCUUUGGUCGGGUGAUACGGAAAAACGUAAGUUCUUUACGGUUUUGUAUGACAACCUGUGUUGUUCAAGACGUGAAGGUGGUCUAGGCCUUAGAAGAUUGGUUGAUGUUAACAAGGCUAUGCUUAUGAAGUUAUGGAUUUCAAUUCGUGAUUCGAACAAGACUUGGGCCAUAUUUUUGAGGGAGAAGUACUUCAAAUUGAAUGUUGUUUUGAUUGAUUACAAACUUGGUUCUACGGUUUUUCCUGGAAUCAGGUGGGUUUAUGAUUUUGUGCAGCAAUACACUAGGACAAUUAUAGGUGAUGACGCUAAUACUUCCUUAUUCUUUGAUAAUUGGGUUGGUGAUUUUUCGAUUGCGAAGAGAUUAGGUAUUACUUCCAAAGGCCCUAAUGACUUUAAGGCUAAGGUUAGUGAUAUCAUUGUUGAUGGUGCUUGGGAUAUUCCUCAAAGCACUCGGGAUUUGAUGGAUCGGCUCAAUAUUGAUGUUGGAAACUUUCCUAUUAUUGCUGGGGCGAUGACUAUAAGAUUUGGGAUUUAG